Molecule: messenger RNA, 1743 nt
Organism: Aspergillus versicolor CBS 583.65
Lineage: Eukaryota; Fungi; Ascomycota; Eurotiomycetes; Eurotiales; Aspergillaceae
Exons: 2
Coding region: 1-1734 (577 amino acids)
Biological process (GO): amino acid transmembrane transport
Cellular component (GO): membrane
Molecular function (GO): amino acid transmembrane transporter activity
Source: RefSeq, a predicted model, not a curated record
AUGCCUGGGUUAACCAACGCGGUCCAAAGUUUCGGCCCAAACAACCCCGACGUAACCAACGAGAAGACCAAGAUGAAAGACCUAGCGCCACAGCAGAUGAAACCACCCCUAGAUUCUGAUAUCCAACGCGGAACCGUAUCAACAGACCCUACCAACGGCAACGGCCUCCAUCGUACGCUAGGCAAUCGCCAGAUACAGCUCAUAGCAAUCGGCGGCUCCAUCGGCACCGCUAUAUUCCUAACAAUUGGCUCAGCCUUGUCCCGCUCUGGGCCUGGGAACUUAUUGAUUGCCUUUCUUCUUCACUGUACUGUUCUCGCUUGCGUAAAUGACUGCAUGGCAGAGAUGACUGUUUUCAUGCCUGUGGGUGGUGGGUUUAUCCGCCUCGCGUCGAAAUGGGUCGACGAAGCCUGGGGGUUCAUGGCUGGUUGGAACUUUUUCCUUUACGAGGCGCUGAAUAUUCCUUUUGAAAUCACUGCCAUUCAUACCAUUCUGUCUUUUUGGCGGGAUGAUAUCCCUGUUGCGGCUGUGUGUGCGGCAUGCAUUGUUCUCUACGCUUUCCUGAAUAUCCUUGUUGUUAAAAUCUACGGCGAAUCGGAGUUCUGGCUCUCCAGCGGCAAGGUCAUCUUGAUUCUGAUGCUAUUCUGCUUCACGUUCGUGACAAUGGUAGGAGGCAACCCACAAGGUGACGCAUUUGGAUUUCGCUACUGGCAGACCCCCGGUCCAUUCGCAGAAUACCUUCAUAAUGGGGACUUGGGCAGGUUCGAAGGCUUCCUCGCAGCUCUAUGGUACGCGGCAUUCACCUGCGUUGGACCGGAAUAUGUGUCCAUGAUCGCAGGCGAAGCCAAGCAUCCCCGAAGGUACCUCAAGGCCGCCUUCAAAACUGCCUACUGGCGUUUUGGUAUAUUCUUCAUCGGUAGCUCUCUGUGUGUGGGUGUGUUGAUUCCCUAUAACCAUCCCACCCUCCUCGCCGCAGCGAACAGCGACUCCGCACAAUCUACCACAACCUCGUCCCCGUAUGUUAUCGCAAUGAAUAACCUCGGCGUCAGCGUGCUGCCCCAUAUCGUCAAUGCCCUGCUAGUGACGACGAUUUUUUCCGCAGGUAACACCUACGUCUACGCCGCGUCGCGGAGUCUCUACGGUCUAGCUCUCGACGGCAAAGCGCCCAAGAUCCUCCGCAAAUGUACAAAGAAGGGGAUACCAAUCUAUUGCUUUGUUGUUGUUAUGGCAUUCUCCUUCCUAUCCUUCCUGCAGUUAUCCAACGGCUCAGCUACCGUCUUAACCUGGCUCGUGAAUCUGCUCAGCGGCGCGGCAGUUAUCAAUUUCAUUGCCAUAUCCGCGACCUACAUCCGUUUCUACAAAGCCUGUAAGCACCAGCGCCUCGAUAGAGGUACGUUCCGGUAUAAAGGUUGGUUCCAGCCGUGGGCUGGGUAUUUGGCGUUCUGCUGGAUGCUCACUAUUGCGAUUUGUUACGGGUACGCGAGUUUCACGCCCUGGAGCGUCGCAGAGUUCUUUACGCAUUACACCAUGAAUUUACUUGCGGUUGUGAACUUUCUGGGCUGGAAAUUGGUCAAGCGGACUACGAUGCUGUCCCCUGAGGAUGUCGAUCUGCAAUGGGAGGCGCCUGCGAUUACGGCGUACGAGGAGGCUGCCGCUGCCAGUGACCCGCCGACUAGUUUCUGGGCGGAGAUGUUUCUGUUCCUGCGUCGGCCGCGAGUUUCGCAGAAGGCUGCCUGAGGAGGUUUA